Messenger RNA from Meloidogyne enterolobii, 694 nucleotides. The record is from the annotation of a GenBank genome assembly. NCBI's taxonomy places the organism in Eukaryota, Metazoa, Nematoda, Chromadorea, Rhabditida, Meloidogynidae.
AUGGCGUUGGGACUUGCUGUCAAUCCUCGUUCGGACGAAGACUGGGAAAAGAUCGCAGAAACUGUUGGGAAAGGAUGUACACGUAAAAGAAGCGGGGAGGAAUGCAAAAUGCGAGCUGAAAAGACUGGCUUAUUGUUAACUGCUACAUCUACUUCAAAUAAUGCCAGCAACGGACGUUGUACUCAACUCUCAAAACCUGCACGAAGUGAUAAACCGAUAAAGUCUCUCUUUGGCUCUGAAUCGGAAGAAUCAACGAGCGAAAUUCAUCGCAAACAUUAUGAUGAUUUCUUUGCAAAACAGAAAUCACCAAUCACAGAAUGUUUGGACAUGGACGACACUUUGGUGCGUGUAUGCAGCACUGAAGUUUCUACUUAUCCAUAUGUGCGUCUUCGUAGCACCCGACGUCCGUUUAUGAUGAAAAUCUUGUUUGAGGAUGGUUCUAAAGACGAUGAUGGGGAUUGCUCUUUUAGCGAGAUUGAAACGAAUGGAUAAAGCAAAACAGAAGGGAAACAGUCAGGGAUCGCGUCUUCCGGUGAUUUUGUUUAGAAAUGUUUCUUUAUUUUACCUCAACAAUGUAAUAGAGAGCUUAAUUCACCCAAGUUAGGUGUUUUUUCUAAUUUAGAUUGUAUUCUAUUUUUGCUUUGAUUUUUUAAUUUUUUCAAAACAAUUUUUGCAAUUCUAAAAUACCUAAUUU